GAGUAUACAUUGAUAUAGAUACAUAAACAUGAGAAAGAGAUAAGAAAAAAGGGGGAACAUAUGUAAUAUUCACUAGGCACAGGUGGAAUUGCACUUUCUUUUUUCUUGUGUUCCAUAAACAGUACCAUAUUUUCAAAUCUUUGGAUAUAAAUUAAACCCUUAUGAACUUGAGUUAGUUUCAUUCUGACCCCAAAAUACUCCACCACAGAUAUAUAGAUAUGAUAGGAACACCAAUAACCUAAGCCCAAUUGAUUGACUCACACAUAUAUAUCACUAGGCACACACUCCCAUAACAAAAACAAAAAAUUAAAAAAUAUCCCUCUCUAAAUUCACCUAUCUCUAUUAUAUUAUCCUUCAUAAGGUUCUUGCACACCAGGUGUUUGACCAAAUGGAAUAUGCAACAUAUUCAUCAGCAGCAGAAGUUUGUGAAGGUAUUGAAACUCCACCAGCACCAGCAGCAUCAUCUUCAUCAAUUUCAUCCAUGAUGAUUUGUAGGAAGAAGAAGAACAACAACAGCAACAAUACAAGGAGGUUCAGUGAUGAUCAAAUCAAGUCAUUGGAAUCAAUAUUUGAGACUGAGUCAAGGCUUGAGCCAAAGAAGAAGCUUCAACUUGCAAGGGAGCUUGGUUUGCAGCCAAGACAAGUUGCUAUUUGGUUUCAGAACAAGAGAGCAAGGUGGAAGUCAAAGCAACUUGAGAGAGAUUACACCAUUCUCAGAAACAAUUACAACAAUUUGGCUUCAAGGUUUGAGUCACUCAAGAAGGAGAAACAAGCAUUACUAAUUCAGUUGCAGAAGCUGAAUGAUCUAAUACAGAAGCCAUCAAUGGAGAAGAAAACUCAGAGCAUGGACAGUGAAUCAGAAAAUGGUGACACAACCAAGAGUGGUAGUGAACUUAAGGUCAAACCAAUAAGCCAAUCAUCAAUGGCAGCAAGAUCAUCAGAACAUGCAGUUCUUUGUGGUGGUGGUGGUGGUGGUGCUCUUUCAGAUGAUGAUACAAGCAUCAAAGUUGAGUACUUUGGAAACUUGGAAGAUGGGCUUGUGAAUUUUGCUCAUGAUCAUGGUGAUGGGUCUUUGACAUCACCAGAAGAUUGGGGUCAUUUUGAUUCUGAUGAUCUUUUAGGCCAAUCAACCAGUGAUUACCAAUGGUGGGACUUUUGGUCCUGAUGGAAUUACAGCUUUGUGAAACCCUCGAGUUAACUCGUAAACUCUUCUCAGCUUAUGAUGUAUUUAGCUUCCCAAUUGAGUUCAUGAGUUUGUGAGUCGAGUUUUUAGCCCUACGAAUUCAGGUGAACUUUCGCGCUUGAUUACUUUGAUCCUGAAACAUGAAACAGAACAUGGGCAAAAAGGCACAUUUUUUUUCUUUUGUAAUUAUCAUAUAAUCAUUAUAUACGAGCGUCUAUAGGGGGAACUGAAUUCACAUGUUCUUGUUUUCAUCCACAAUAAUGUUCUCUAGGCUAUUUUCAUGCACAUGUUCAUAUCAACCAAUAAUUUCAGCUUC
This is a messenger RNA of Arachis duranensis, 1499 nucleotides long. RefSeq names its product homeobox-leucine zipper protein ATHB-12. NCBI's taxonomy places the organism in Eukaryota, Viridiplantae, Streptophyta, Magnoliopsida, Fabales, Fabaceae. Gene Ontology annotation, cellular component: nucleus. Gene Ontology annotation, biological process: positive regulation of DNA-templated transcription. The record is from RefSeq and is a predicted model, not a curated record. The transcript is spliced from 2 exons. Gene Ontology annotation, molecular function: DNA-binding transcription factor activity, RNA polymerase II-specific; sequence-specific DNA binding. The coding region runs from base 389 to 1165 and encodes 258 amino acids.